Malaya genurostris is the source of this 951-nucleotide messenger RNA. RefSeq names its product COMM domain-containing protein 10 (gene Vlet). The coding region runs from base 103 to 732 and encodes 209 amino acids. The transcript has 2 exons. Lineage: Eukaryota; Metazoa; Arthropoda; Insecta; Diptera; Culicidae. The record is from RefSeq and is a predicted model, not a curated record.
CAGUGUAAAUUAGUUUUUUUUUUGCAGUUGCUGUCAUUGGGAAUUAAUCCAGCAUAAGCGAUUUUUUAUUGUCUAAAAUAAAAUUAAAACAACUAAGGUGCGAUGACCUCUCAAUCAUACUGGUGUACAAUAACAGACCCAUUAAUUCGUGGAGCAGGUAUUUGUCGAGAAAACAUUUCGGAUGAAUCUUUCUCUAACAUUGUAAAGUAUCUGUUCAAAACCAUAGACAGCCAGACUGAGACAACAUCAGAACAAUCCGAAAGCGAUAUAGAAACCCUUCAAAUCGACUCCGGUUUAAAUGAGCAAGAUUUUACAGUCGCUCUCAAAACAUUGGCAUACCUUGUGAAACGAUCCCUCAAAUUCAUGUUGAAACCUUCGAAUUUACAAGCGGAUUUGCGCACUCGACUGGAACUGGACAAAACUAAAAGUAAUAUUUUUGUUAAGCAUUGGAUCCAAGCAACGAAAAUAAUACUAGACACGCUGGAACUUAGCAAUGAUGGCCGAAGCGAAGAAAGUUCAACAUCUAACCAACUCGAGGAUGUUUCGUGGAAAGUCCGAGCACAAUUGUCCUCGGAACCACGACAGAAGGAUAAAUUGGCACUGGGCCAGUUGGAACUGAAAACCACUAAGAAGAUCAUCAAUCUGGAACUGAACAGUAGCGAACUUGUUGAUUUCUACAACCAGCUAGAACGAAUACAAUCCGAGCUAGACGUUUUAAGAUCAAAAACAUAACAAAGAAAGUAAAUAUAUACAUUUCCGCUUUUAAUUAGAUCGAUUUUACUUUCAUUGACCGACCGAUAAUAGCUCCGCGAUGUCGUAGUAACGAGCAACGCCAACAAUUGUGCGCUCUUUAUUUUUCGAGUUUCUUCUUCGGCUCAGUAGUUUCAUAUUGAACUACUAGUUGAAUUCAUAUUAAACAUACAACGUUAUUCCACUGCACUAAUGAGUCGU